AUGGCUGCCAGAUUCACCACUGCCAGGAUUGCUCCACCAGGAACAAGCAUGUAUCCGUCACGAUCCUUUACUGACAAGCUACAGCCACGACCGUACAACAACCAAGGCUAUCUGCAAAACGGUGGCAGUAGCUUGCCGCCCGGUGCCGCUCCGCUUUUACCGAAUCAGGGACGAGUUAUUCAAACGGGGCCUAUUCGAGUUCUUUGCAUUGCCGAUGUUCGAGGCAACUUAAGAUCGCUGAACGAACUCGCAAAGCAAGCUCGCGCCGACCACAUCAUUCAUACUGGUGAUUUCGGUUUCUACGACGACACAUCACUGGAUCGUAUUGCCGAGAAGACCCUCAAGCAUGUCGCCCAGUACUCUCCUCUGAUCCCCGAUCCGGUCAAGAAGGCAAUCCAACAAGGUGGAAAUGGCCCUGUCAAAACCCGAUUCCCUGCCAGCGAUCUCCCCCUGUCCGAACUCCCGAUGUUGCUCAGUGGAGAGGUGAAGCUUGAUGUUCCUGUCUAUACCGUAUGGGGUGCCUGUGAGGAUGUUAGAGUUCUGGAAAAAUUCCGAUCGUCCGAGUAUAAGGUUCCCAACCUUCACAUCAUUGACGAGGCUCGCUCUAUGCUGCUUGAAAUUGGUGGGGUCAAGCUUAGACUGCUGGGUCUCGGCGGUGCCGUUGUCAUGCACAAGUUGUUCGACAAUGGUGAAGGUCGAACUACUAUUGCCGGUGGUCAAGGUACCAUGUGGACGACGCUAUUGCAGAUGGGAGAACUUGUGGACACCGCACAUCGAGUCUACGACCCUACUGAAACCAGAAUCUUCAUCACACACGCCUCACCUGCUAGAGAGGGCAUUUUGAACCAGCUCUCCGUUGCCCUCAAGGCAGAUUUCUCCAUUUCUGCCGGCCUGCACUUUCGAUAUGGCAGCUCAUACAACGAGUUUAGCGUUAACCCGACCCUGGAUCACUACCGCGGAAAGCUUGCCGCAUCCAAAGCCUCCUUCAAUGACGUUUGGGAGACUGUCAAGGGUGAGGUUGAGCCGGCCAUCGCGCAGAAUGAGGCUCAGCAGAACCUUCUCAAGAAUGCCUUGCAAAUCGUUGAAAAGAUGCCAACAACAGCAGCCGGUGGUAAUCCGUUUGGUGGCCCCGUGACCGGCCAGGCUGCUUUGGGCCAAGUGGAUGAGAGUGCUUUCAAGAACAUGUGGAAUUUCAACCUUGCUGAUGCUGCAUUUGGCUAUCUCGUAUUGGAAAUCCAGGAUGGACGUAUUGGCACCGAAAUGCGUGCCCAGGGCUUCAACUUUUCCCACCGUGGUGCUAAACAGCAGCCCGGGACCGCUCCUCCUGCUGCUGCCACCAGCACUGCUCCUCCAUCUGCCGCCACCACUGCCCCUACUGUCAGCACUCCUGCACCCCCUGCUGCUACUGCACAACCUGCGGCUCCAGUGCCCAGACAAGCAUCCGGAACACAACAGCCAAAGGGUGCUUCGGCCACCUCACAGGCGUCUGGCCCAGUCAAGCCGGCUACUCCUCAGCCAGGACAGACGUCUGCCAAGUCCGGUGCUACCAAGGACAAUGAAAAGACACCAGCUGCCCCCAACGGAUCUGCGAACGGCCCCGAGCCUGCGUCGUCGCCUGCCCCCAAGGUUCCAGCCUCUGACAUUAUUGGUCUCUUCAUCAUGAAUGUGAGCAGCGAAGAACAGUGCCGCGACUUGUUUGAUGACGCCGACAAGGGCAAGAUUGUGAAGAUUGAGAAAUGGGGCAAUCAGAACAAGGUUGUUCAGUUUAAGACUAGUGAAGAUCGAGACGCGGCCAUGGCUCGAUUGCCGGAGGAGAUAAAGACGCGCACCCAGGAAGACCGAUCCCGACCUCUUGUCAAGAUAUUCCAACACCGGGAGGGCAAGACAUUUAGCACCCGCGGUGGAGCUGGAAACUGGGGUGGUAAUGCUCGAGGCGGUGCUUCGGCUAGUGGAUAUAAAAGCGCAGGCACCGGCAACAGCGACUCGGAGAGCAAUCGACGCGGUGGACGCGGCGGCCGAGGCGGACGAGGAAGUGAUCGGGGACGUGGUGGACGCGGACGCGGAGGCAUGAAGGGCGAAGCUGGUACUUCAUCUCCAGCGGCAGCCCCUUCAACGCCAGCUGAAUGA
Messenger RNA from Pochonia chlamydosporia 170, 2127 nucleotides. Its product is annotated as Ser/Thr protein phosphatase. The transcript has 2 exons. NCBI's taxonomy places the organism in Eukaryota, Fungi, Ascomycota, Sordariomycetes, Hypocreales, Clavicipitaceae. The record is from RefSeq and is a predicted model, not a curated record. Bases 1 to 2127 code for a protein of 708 amino acids.